This is a messenger RNA of Pan troglodytes (chimpanzee), 2322 nucleotides long. RefSeq names its product nuclear pore complex-interacting protein family member A7. Lineage: Eukaryota; Metazoa; Chordata; Mammalia; Primates; Hominidae. The record is from RefSeq and is a predicted model, not a curated record. The transcript has 8 exons. Bases 439 to 2178 code for a protein of 579 amino acids.
AUGAUCAGAAACAUGCUGUGUGAUUUGAUUGCUCUCAAAUAUAUUGAGAUUUGCUGGAACAAAAUAAGUCAGGUUAAUUUUUGUAAAUAUACCAUGCAUGCUUAAAAUGAAUGUAUCUACAUUUGUUCCUGAGAUACAGGUUGAUGGACGGAUGGCUACAUGAAUGUGAUGGAGAUGGUUUACUAUCGGGACCUUCCGCAUCCUGCUGAUGUUUUGUUGCUUAGGAUAUGAAUGGCUGAGCGGAGGCUGUAAAACCUGGCACUCUGCUUGGGUAUGAGGUUCUUCCUGCCAUCCUGCCAUCAUUUGUUUUUUAUGUUUUGUCGCCAAAAGUGACCUUGAGGAACCCUGGGAGCUCAGGAAGGAAGGAGCGCCCAGAAGCAGGGACAGGGAGCUGGUUGGGGAGGACCAGAAAUCAGGGCGCCCUGAAAGGACCAGGACAUGCGGGUGCAGUGGAUGCUCUUUUGGCUCCUCUUUGGGCUCCUGCUGGAAUUUAUCAGCCAUCAGUGCAUCUCUGUUAUCAAUACUCUGGCUGACCAUCAUCAUCGUGGGACUGACUUUGGUGGAAGUCCUUGGUUAGGUAUCAUUAUUGAAUUUCUGAGAAGUUAUAAAGUUGUCAUUACCCUCUGGACAGUUUACCUUUGGGUGUCUUUCCUGAAGACUAUCUUCCAGUCUGAAAAUGGACAUGAUGGAUCCACAGAUGUACAGCAGAGAGCCAGGAGGUCCAACCGCCGUAGACAGGAAGGAAAUAAAAUUGGCCGGAAAGACGUCAUUACUCUACGGAGACAUGUGAAAACCAAAGUUCGAGCUAAAAUCCAUAAGAUGAAGGUGACAACAAAAGUCAACCAUCAUGACAAAAUCAAUGGAAAGAGGAAGACCGCCAAAAAACAGAAAAUGUUUCAACGUGCGCAAGCGUUGCGGCGGCGGGCAGAGGACUACCACAAAUGCAAAAUCCCCCCUUCUGCAAGAAAGCCUCUUUGCAACUGGGUCAGAAUGGCGGCAGCGGAGCAUCGUCAUUCUUCAGGAUUGCCCCACUGGCCCUACCUCACAGCUGAAACUUUAAAAAACAGGAUGGGCCACCAGCCACCUCCUCCAACUCAACAACGUUCUAUAAUGGAUAACUCCCUGAGCCUCAAGACACCUCCCGAGUGUCCGCUCCAUCCCCUUCCACCCUCAGCGGAUGAUAAUCUCAAGACGCCUCCCGAGUGUCUCCUCACUCCUCUUCCACCCUCAGCUCCACCCUCAGCUCCACCCUCAGCUCCACCCUCAGCGGAUGAUAAUCUCAAGACACCUCCCGAGUGUCUGACCACUCCCCUUCCACCCUCACCUCCACCCUCAGCUCCACCCUCAGCUCCACCCUCAGCGGAUGAUAAUCUCAAGACACCUGCCAAGUGUGUGCUGUAUCCCCUUCCACCCUCAGCGGAUGAUAAUCUCAAGACACCUCCCGAGUGUCUGACCACUCCACUUCCACCCUCACCUCCACCCUCAGCUCCACCCUCACCUCCACCCUCACCUCCACCCUCACCUCCACCCUCAGCUCCACCCUCACCUCCACCCUCACCUCCACCCUCACCUCCACCCUCAGCUCCACCCUCACCUCCACCCUCAGCUCCACCCUCACCUCCACCCUCACCUCCACCCUCAGCUCCACCCUCACCUCCACCCUCAGCUCCACCCUCACCUCCACCCUCAGCUCCACCCUCAGCUCCACCCUCACCUCCACCCUCAGCUCCACCCUCACCUCCACCCUCAGCUCCACCCUCACCUCCACCCUCAGCGGAUGAUAAUCUCAAGACACCUCCCUUAGCUACUCAGGAGGCUGAGGCAGAAAAACCACCCAAACCCAAGAGGCCGAGGGCCGCUGAUGUGGAAACAUCAUCACCGGAACCCAAGAGGCGGAGGGUCGGUGACGUGGAACCAUCAUCACGCAAACCCAAGAGGCAGAGGGCCGGUGACGUGGACCCAUCAUCACGCAAACCCAAGAGGCGGAGGGCCGAUGACGUGGACCCAUCAUCAUCCAAACCCAAGAGGCGGAGGGCCGAUGACGUGGACCCAUCAUCACGCAAACCCAAGAGGCGGAGGGCCGAUGACGUGGACCCAUCAUCAUCCAAACCCAAGAGGCGGAGGGCUGAUGACGUGGAACCAUCAUCACGCAAACCCAAGAGGCGGAGGUUGAGUUAGCUGAGAACAGGCCAUUGCACUCAAGCCUGAGCAAUAAGAAUAAAAUUGAGUAGAACAAAAUAAAAAAAUCAAAAAACAAAACAAAACCCACACUCCAAAAACAAACUAACAAAGAAUAAAUAAAUAAUAUAAAAAUAAAAUAAA